CCUUUAAUAAACAUAAAUAGUAGUGCCCGUCUGCAACUAUCUCUCUUUAUCACACAGGUUAUUGUCCUCCUCAUGGCUUCCCCUGUUUUGAUGGCAGCACGUGUCUGUCUUCUGCCGACUGCAACUUCUUGGAAGACUGCCCGGGGGGAGAGGAUGAAUUCCACUGUAACUGUGACUUUGAGAGCUCAUGUGAUUGGAUGGAGAGUUUCCUGGUGGUGGAGAUGGGUUGGAGGUUGGGCUCAGGUCUGUCUGUCACCUCCACUCUACCAGAAUAUGACUACACUGAGGACUCAGAACAGGGACAAUAUAUGUUUGUGGAUGCCAUGGAACACAACCCAGGAUUCACAGCUGAGCUACUCAGUCCAUUUUUUGGUGAAAGUGGGCCUCAGUGUAGGCUGAGAUUUGCCUAUCAUGUGUCUGCCCAUCUGAUGGGAUCCCUGCUACUGCAUAUGUAUGUGGACAACACUACCAUAGAGUUAUGGACAACGGAGGGUCAGAAUGUAACUAUACUAGAUCAGUGGAUAGAUGAAGAAAUCCCACUAGGGAAGGUUCAACAAGGCUUCAGGUUGGGCUUUGAGUAUAUUCAAGGGGAGAGCAUCAAAGGUCAUGUGGCACUAGAUGACAUCAUAAUGGAAUCAUGCUCACCGGAAUUGCCAACCCUGGGUGCCUGUGGUGAGAAGGAGUACACCUGCCUGAAUGCCCUUUGUGUUACCUGGGACCACCUCUGUGACCUCAGCUACAACUGUCUCUUUGGAGAGGAUGAAGGAGAGACCUGUACCCAGAUGCCCCAGGGAGCUUGGUGUGACUUUGAAGAUGGAAUAUGCGGAUGGUACAAUUUGGACAUGGUAGAUCAAUUUGACUGGAGCCGGCAGAAUGGAACAGAAAACACUGGACCAGCCUUUGACAACACACUCUACCAUGAACAUGGUCAUUACAUGUACAUUGAAGCAUCAAAGCAAAGAAGAAAUGAUGUUGCCCUACUGAGGAGCCCUGACUUCCCCUCACCAGUACAGGAGGUCUGGCAGUGCAAUUCCAGCUUCUUUGAAGAAUGUAAGGUGCGUUUCUUCUACCACAUGUAUGGGCGUCACACCGGGCAUCUAACACUUCUGGCUGUUCACAACGGAACGGAGCAAGUGCUGUGGAGCCAGUCGCAACAGGACGAAGGAGGGGGCUGGAUUCAGAGCAUUGUCACGCUACCAAGGAUUACCAGUCGGUUCUAUCUACAGUUUGCAGCUAAUGUAACAGCAGAUUGGGUGGAGGGAGACAUUGCUGUGGAUGAUGUGUCACUCAGCCCACAGUGUUUUGGACUAACUGUAGACUUCUUCCCGUCUCUGCCACCUGGGUCGCUCAUCCAUCCAGAGGGAGACACUAUAACAGCAGAAAAUCCCACCGAUGCCUGCAUGUACUCCUCUUUUCCCACCAUGCAAGCAGAGGAGCCCCCAAUGUACAGGUUUACAACCUGUGGUGCAAAAGGUCCCUAUGGACCAACUCAAUCCCAGUGUGACACAGAAUACAAGUACAAAACUGUGGCGGUGAAGGUACCAGGAGAGGGGCCUCUGCAGGGCAUCCAGAUAUGGACCAUCCCAGAAACAGAGGUGUACAGUAUUUCUGCCUAUGGAGCUAGUGGAGGUGUGGGUGCGAAGAACACAGAACAGUCCCAGGGGGCAUACAUCAAGGAAAAGUUCAACCUCACUGCGGGGGAGAAGCUGUACAUCCUUGUGGGACAGGAGGGCGAGAGUGCCUGCUCUAAGAUGGGAAAAUUUGUCAAUGGAACUCGUCUAAUUGCUCCCUACUGUGAAGGAAAGGUUCCGGAUGAUGUGGAUGAAAAGAGAUUUUCUGAAGUUGCUGGGGGUGGAGGAGGUGGAGGAGGAGCAUCUUAUAUCUUUAAGGUGAAUGAAGCAACAGGUGAAUACAUUCCACUGAUAGUAGCAGGAGGAGGAGGUGGGAAAGCAUACCGUCAGUCUGCUGAUCCGUUCUUUCCACAUGGGAUUGUGAAACCUCAGGGCAAAGGCACAAAUGGCUUAACUGGAUUUGCAGGUGGAGGAGGGGGCUGGAAUGACACCACAAAACAGCUGCAAGGAGGCAGGUCCCUUGUGGAGGGGGGGCAUGGUGGAAUGGCCUGCUCAGAAGCCAUCACGUCCCUGGGAUGGAGCACAGCAGGAGGAUUUGGUGGCGGUGGGGGUGCGUGCACAGCUGGAGGUGGUGGUGGCGGAUACACAGGUGGAGAUGCAUACAACACAAACAACCUUGAGGCUGAUGGCUUUGGAGGGUCAUCCUACAUGAGUCAAGAUGUCUUAUAUCAGGUUUAUUUACCAGGGGUUCAAAGUGGAGAUGGAGAGGUCCUAAUUGAGGUCAGCAUGCACUGUGACGAGUGCGAGUAUGAGUGCUACGACCUUGACCCAAAAAACAAAAAGUACAAAUGUGCCUGUCCCCCUGGUGAGGAGCUGGGUGAGGAUGGGCGGUCAUGUCUCCGCUUUUUAUGUGAGGACCCUGGCACACCACGGAAUGGCCACCGAGUCCCUGCUGUGGGGACUUCCUCCCUGCUGAAUGGUACGACUCUUGAGUAUUCCUGCAAUAAGGGAUACUACCUCUCCGGACCAAAAACCAUCACUUGUACCAGCGAUGGCACCUGGACUCCUGAAAACAACCAGCAAUGUCUUGACAUUUCAGUCUUGGCAGCUGUCAUCUCCUCUAUUGUGCUGUUUGCACUCAUCAUGGCAAUCCUCGCAGUGGUGUUUGUGUAUCGCCGUAAGCAGAAGCAGCUAAAGGAGGCUCGACAGGAGAUUCAGAGCCCAGAGUACCAGCUGAGUAAGCUGCGGAACCACACCAUCAUCACAGACUACAACCCCAACUACACCUUUGGAGGCAGCCAGGUCACACUGAACGACCUUCAUGAGAUCCCCCGAGACAAGCUGUCCCUUCUUAGACCUCUUGGGCAGGGUGCCUUUGGGGAGGUGUAUGAGGGGAUGUUGAAGAGCAUGCCUGGAGAGAAGCCACACCUUCCUGUGGCUGUAAAGACCCUUCCAGAGCUGUGCUCUGAACAAGAUGAGAUGGACUUCUUGAUGGAGGCUCUCAUCAUCAGUAAGUUUGACCACCCCAACAUUGUGCGAUGUAUCGGGGUGUGCUUCAAGCAGUCACCAAGGUUCCUUAUCCUGGAACUCAUGAGUGGUGGUAACCUUAAGAACUUUGUCCGAGAGCACAGGCCCAAAACUGGACAUCCCUCCAAGCUGACUAUGAUGGACCUGUUGGAGCUGGCCAAGGAUGUGGCACGGGGAUGUCACUACCUGGAGGAAAACCAUUUCAUCCACCGAGAUAUUGCCUGCAGAAAUAUCCUUUUGACAACAAAAACUGGGGCAGACCGCAUGGCAAAGAUUGGAGACUUUGGAAUGGCUAGAGACAUCUACAGGUCCAACUACUACAGGAAAGGUGGCAGAGCAAUGCUGCCUGUGAAGUGGAUGCCUCCAGAGGCCUUCCUUGAUGGAGUCUUCACCACCAAAACUGAUGUGUGGUCCUUUGGAGUUUUGCUGUGGGAAGUGAUGUCACUGGGAUACAUGCCCUAUCCAGGCAAGAGCAAUCAGGAGGUCAUGCAGUUUGUGACUGAGGGAGGCAGGAUGGACCCCCCACGGAACUGCCCUGGACCAGUGUACAGAAUAAUGACUCAGUGCUGGCAGCAGAACCCAGAGGAUCGCCCCUGCUUCUCCACCGUCCUGGAGCGACUGGGUUACUGCACACAGGUGAGUGAUCCAGACGUCAUCAACACCAGCCUGCCUGUGUGUGACCUUGUACCUGAGGAGGAGAACCACACGAUUGUCCGCCCUGACAACCACCAGAACCUGACUCCCCUGCAGGUGCACCGGCCCCUGACAGAUCCAGCCGAAACUGCAGAAGCCCAGACCACAGUGGCCCCGUCACAAGGAGCUGGCAGUGCUGCUGCCACUGGUGCCCCCGUGGCUAAUGCCAAUCAGAACCAGAACAGCACUCCACAAGAAGCUCCCAUUGCAAGAGGCAGCCCUGUCCAGAGGAGCCAGAGUCCUGCACAAGUGCAGGUGGAGCAGUUGGAGAGCAGCCCUGGAGGCACCCACGGGCGCUCCUGGAGGGAGGGUCUCCUGGUCAGGUCGGGCAGCCAGAGCACCUCCAACUCACCGGUCAGCACUUUGGAGAGGAAAGAGAAGUCCAAGAAAGAGAAGAAGAAGGACAAGGGAAAGGACCAGGGAAGUGUGAAGAAAGGCAGCAAAAAGGCUAAGCCGACAAACCUGUGGAACCCAACAUAUAACAGUUGUGAUGUGGGGGUAGAGACAGUGUCAGGCCGUGUGGGAGAACCCAACCGCAGUGUGCUGGAAACCAGUGCCUCAGCAGAUGACUCCGGGUUUGGCACAGAUGCAGACUUGGUGAGCAACCUUGCUCGCCAACGGUCACUCAGUUCAAUGUCUGAAGAGAGUAACAACAGAGAUUCAGGCCUCAGUUUGGACAAUGUGACUGUUUCUCCACAGUCUUGUUAAGCAGGCCUCAGUUUGGACAAUGUGACUGUUUCUCCACAGUCUUGUUCACAUGCUGGCUUGACCAACAAAUACAAGUACUCAAAACAGGAUACCGGAUGAUGUCAACUUGACAAAGAAACCGUUGAGUUUCUGAGUUGUUGUGUCUGCGUUUACUGGUAGAUCUCAGUCAUUUCUUGAAUGUAGAAGUCUUGUUAUGUGUGACAUGUGUGCAUAUAAAAGUACUGCACAUGUAUGUGGCAUUGUAAUGCUUGUUCAGAAUCACAUUUUGUUCAGCUUGAUGCUUUUGUUUUGUUCUGUUUCUCUCCAUCUGAUUAGCCUGUCUUGUGUAGUGCCAGGUAGUACUUAGUGUGAGAUUACAUUAUGUAUAAAUGAAAUCUACCUAUUGUGUGUACCUCAGUUCUGUGUAUAAUUCUGCAGGUAAGUACUGAGUAUUGUUGCCAUCAGUAGAAAUUACUUAUUGAUUUGUAACAUCAUCUGUUCCUAUCCAAGAAAAUGAAGGUCACUAUAAUCUGUGACAAAGUCAAAACAUAUUCCAGUGUGUGUUGAUGUUGGGGACAUCAACAAUCAUCACAAUGGGCUAAGCAAACCUGGCAGUCUGUAUCACCUGGAUCCAGGAUGCUAUGAGCACAGUACCCGAUGAUGGGAAAGAUGCUGCCUCUGUUUGGCACCAUGUUGGAUGGCCCUGAUUAUCAGUAUUCUUAGUUAGUGAGCAACAGGGACAUUAACAUAGAAUUAGAGCCUUUUGCAGGCAGGUUAAUGUGUACACAUGAAGAAACACAAGACUAGAUGGCUGCUUGGCAGCAGGGCUUCAGAACUCCAGGACAUAGAUGACAAUCUAACCAUUGCAGCUUGGUACCAUGAAAAACAUGAAUGUAACAAUGUGCUUUUGUAAGUUCUUUGCAAAAUUUACAUGUAUAUAAUAACAAGGGUAUCGUUUUACAUAUUUAGCCAGGUAAUUUGAAUUGUGAUCUACUAGUUGUGUAUGAUAGGGUUCUAAGCUAAGGUGUAUAAGAUUGGUAAGAAGAAUGACAUUGUUGCAAUGAGUGUAAGUUUGUAUGCUCAGCAUGCCAUAAUACACUAGGUUGUAGUAAGUUUUUGUGACCUUAAAUGUCACAUUCAAGUGGACAACAUUUAUGUAGCGGUAACCAGGUAUACUUAAGGAAAGCGAUGACUUCUA
This is a messenger RNA of Branchiostoma floridae (Florida lancelet), 5676 nucleotides long. RefSeq names its product leukocyte tyrosine kinase receptor-like. The record is from RefSeq and is a predicted model, not a curated record. Gene Ontology annotation, biological process: cell surface receptor protein tyrosine kinase signaling pathway; regulation of cell population proliferation; positive regulation of kinase activity. Gene Ontology annotation, cellular component: signaling receptor complex; membrane. Gene Ontology annotation, molecular function: ATP binding; transmembrane receptor protein tyrosine kinase activity; protein binding. The coding region runs from base 198 to 4499 and encodes 1433 amino acids. NCBI's taxonomy places the organism in Eukaryota, Metazoa, Chordata, Leptocardii, Amphioxiformes, Branchiostomatidae. The transcript has 31 exons.